AUGGGGACAAGGGCUCCCUCGGGAUCGGCACACCAGCCUCGCCGGUCUGCCAACUAUACUCCCAUCAAGUCCCUGGUACUCUACCAUGGGCUGCGGCGGUGGAUGGCUGGGCGCCACUGGAGCAUUCCCUCCAGGGCGAGAGGAGGUCAUGCCUGA
Molecule: messenger RNA, 156 nt
Organism: Auxenochlorella protothecoides
Lineage: Eukaryota; Viridiplantae; Chlorophyta; Trebouxiophyceae; Chlorellales; Chlorellaceae
Exons: 1
Coding region: 1-156 (51 amino acids)
Source: RefSeq, a predicted model, not a curated record